AUGGCUAAACCUUUUCUCCAAAACCUUAUGGGACAACAAUUAGAGGGAAUAUGGCAUACUUCAAUAGUGGUUUAUGGAUUAGAAUACUAUUUUGGUUAUGGAAUAUUAUUUGAAUUACCUGGACAAACACAUCAUGGAAUUCCUCUAGAAAUUAUUGAUAUGGGAGAAACAGAAGUUCCUCAAGAAAUUUUUGAAGAAUAUAUUGAUGAAAUAAGAGAAUAUUAUACAGGUGAAAAGUAUCACCUGAUAGAUAGGAAUUGUAAUACCUUUACAAAAGAAGUGUGCGAAUUUUUAGUGGGAAAACCUAUUCCUUCUCAUAUUACUGAUCUUCCAGAAGAAUUCUUUAGAACACCUUUUGGGCAACAACUUCUUCCAAUAAUUGAAUCAAUGUUUGGUCCAAGUAGUCAAUUAGGUUCUCGUCAAUCAGGUUUAAGUAAUCAAUUAGAUCCAAGUGGUCAAUUAGAUUCAAGUGAUCAAUUAGAUCCAAAUCGUCAAUUAGAUCCAAAUCGUCAAUUAUGA
This is a messenger RNA of Diversispora eburnea, 519 nucleotides long. The record is from the annotation of a GenBank genome assembly. Lineage: Eukaryota; Fungi; Glomeromycota; Glomeromycetes; Diversisporales; Diversisporaceae.